AUGGCAGACGAAAUAACAAAAGCAUUAGUCAUAGAUAAUGGCUCGGGCAUGUGCAAAGCCGGAUUCUCUGGCGACGACGGCCCCAGAGCAGUGUUCGCCAGCAUAAUAGGAAAGCCAAGGCACCAGGGCGUCAUGGUGGGCAUGGGGCAGAAGGAGUCCUAUGUGGGAGAAGAAGCCCAGACAAGAAGAGGCAUCCUGACCCUCAAGUACCCCAUCGAGCACGGAAUAGUGAACGACUGGGACGCAAUGGAGAAAAUAUGGCACCACACCUUCUACAACGAGCUAAGAGUCGCCCCAGAAGAGCACCCCGUCCUUAUGACUGAAGCCCCUCUGAACCCAAAGCUCAACAGAGAGAAAAUGACGCAGAUUAUGUUCGAGACCUUCAACUGCCCCUCUUUCUACGUAGCCAUCCAGGCUGUCCUCUCCCUCUACUCCAGCGGGCGCACGACAGGAAUUGUCCUGGACUCAGGCGACGGUGUGACGCACACAGUGCCCAUCUACGAAGGAUACUCCCUGCCCCACGCCAUCUCUCGUCUUGACCUUGCAGGAAGAGACCUGACAGACUACCUUAUGAGAAUUCUCACAGAGAAGGGAUACACGUUCACCACCACAGCAGAGCGUGAAAUCGUCAGAAGUAUUAAGGAGUCCCUGUGCUACGUUGCUCCGUCGUUUGAAGAAGAGCUUGCAAAGCCGUCCAGCGAGCUGGAGAAGAGCUACGAGCUGCCAGACGGCCAGAGCAUCACCAUCGGAAACGAGAGAUUCAGAGCCCCCGAGGCGCUCUUCCAGCCCAGCUUCAUGGGGCUUGAGACCGCAGGUAUCCACGAGACGUGCUUCAACUCCAUCAUGAAGUGCGACGUGGACAUCAGAAAAGACCUGUACGCAAACAUUGUGCUGUCCGGAGGAACAACUCUGUACGCUGGAAUGCCCGAUAGAAUGCAGGACGAGAUUGCAAAGCUCGCACCUGCAUCCAUGAAGGUGAAGGUAGUCGCCAACCCAGAAAGGAAAUACAGUGUGUGGAUUGGAGGAUCUAUCUUGGCUUCUUUGGGAACUUUCCAACAGAUGUGGAUCAGCAAGGCUGAGUACGACGAGUGCGGGCCUUCUGUUGUCCACAGAAAGUGCUUUUAA
This is a messenger RNA of Nematocida minor, 1125 nucleotides long. Its product is annotated as actin beta/gamma 1. The transcript has a single exon. Lineage: Eukaryota; Fungi; Microsporidia. The coding region runs from base 1 to 1125 and encodes 374 amino acids. The record is from RefSeq and is a predicted model, not a curated record.